Messenger RNA from Nothobranchius furzeri (turquoise killifish), 3199 nucleotides. The record is from RefSeq and is a predicted model, not a curated record. NCBI's taxonomy places the organism in Eukaryota, Metazoa, Chordata, Actinopteri, Cyprinodontiformes, Nothobranchiidae.
GAAGCUGCUAACAGAGCUAGCUUGUUGUUGUUCUGGUGUGUGAGGAGAAUAUUUGAGGCUCUGCAGUAAAAAUGUCUUCACUUCAGUCUCUGGGAGAGUUGAUCAGCUAAAGCGACUAACUGCUGCUGCUGCAGAAAUCUUCUCACCAGGCUGUGGAAACUUUCUUCUCCUCCUCAACAACUUGGUGGAGUUCUUUCCAGAACCAGAGAAGAUAUUCUGCGGUCUUCGUGACAAUCGGAGCUCCAGAAUCAGGUUGUGGCUGUUAGCUAAACACGGCUAAAGAAAACCUGCUACCACUUCAGGAUCAUCCAUCAGCUGGGACUGAUUCAUCGUGUGUUCUUCACCACCUGGACCUGGACAGCAUGGACACAGAUGUUCCACAGCUGGCGCUGGUUAAAGAAGAAGCUCCUGAAGAACAGAGUGCUGGUGUGGACCAGCAGGACCCAGAACACCUCCACAUAAAGGAGGAACAGGAGGAGCUCUGGACCAGUCUGGAGGGAGAGCAUCUCUGUUUGAAGGAGGAGACUGAAGCUGUCGGGUUUCCUGUUACUGCUGUUUCUAUAAAGAGUGAGGAUGAUGAAGAGAAACCUCUGGUCUCACAGCUUCAUCAGCAGCAAAUAGAAGACAGAGAUGUUCCAACCAGCAGCUCAGCUGACCAGAUGGCAGCAGAAACUGGUGGAGGAGCAGGAACUAGCAGGAACCCAGAUCUGACCCCUCAUGAACAAACAUCUGAUUCUUCAGAGACUGAAGUUAGUGGAGAUGAUGAUGAUGAUGAUGAUGAUGAUGAUGAUGAUGAUGGUGUGAAUCUGGACUCUGAGCUGUCAGACUCUGGGUCUGAAACUGGAGAUGAAGAUGAUGACUGGAAUGAGAGCAGGUCUUCUGAGUCAGAUGUUUCAAGGAGGAGAGAAGAGACGGAUGAGAAACCUCUGCUCUUACAUUUCCACAACCAUCAAAUGAAAGACGGAGGUGUCCCAACCAGCAGCUUGGCUGGGCAGAUGACAGCAAAAGUUGGUGGAGGAGCAGAAACUAUCAAGAACCUAGAUCUGGACCCUAAUGAAAAGACAUCUGAUUCUUCAGAGAUUGAAGUUAGUGGAGAAGAUGAAGAUGAUGUGAAUCUAGACUCUGAGUAUUCAGACUCUGGGCCUGAAAUUGGAAACGGAGACCAUGGCUGUAAUGAGAACAAGUCUUCGGAGUCAGAUAUUAAGACAGUCAACAAAUCAUUUAGCUGCCCUGUGUGUGGUAUACGGUUCCUCCACAAGUGGUCUCUUCAGCAACAUGUGAGAGUGACAAGUCAUUCAGCAGUAAAGUCUUCAAAGUGUUCGGUUAAUACAAAAUGUGUGAAAGAGAAGCAACAUCGAGGCUCAUGUAGAAAAGUCCAGAAACAACCGAAAUCAUUUAGUUGUGAUGACUGUGGGAAAAGAUUUAGCCAAAAGUCCAAAUUAACCCGUCAUAUGAAAGUCCACACCAGGCAGAAGCCUUUUGCUUGUGAGCUCUGUGGACAAAGAUUUAGCCGUAAACAUAAUUUAAACAAUCACAUGAAAGUCCAUGUGGGAGAGAAGCCUUUUGCCUGUGAGCUCUGUGGAUACAGAUGUACCGAAAAGGCAAGUUUAAACACACACAUGAGAGUCCACACAGGAGAAAAGCCUUUUGCCUGUGAGCUCUGUGAGAAAAGAUUUAGCCAUAAAAAUAGUUUAAACACACACAUGAGAGUCCACACAGGAGAGAAGCCUUUUUCCUGUGAGCUCUGUGAAUACAGAUGUACCCAAAAGGCAAGUUUAAACGAUCACAUGAGAGUCCACACAGGAGAGAAGCCUUUUGCCUGUGAGCUCUGUGAAUACAGAUGUACACAAAAGUCGAAUUUAAACAAUCACCUGAGAGUCCACACAGGAGACAAGCCUUUUGCCUGUGAGCUCUGUGGAUACAGAUGUGCCCAAAAGGCAAGUUUAAACUAUCACAUGAAAUUCCACACAGGAGAGAAUCCUUUUGCCUGUGAGCUUUGUGAAUACAGAUGUACCCAAAAGUCACAUUUAAACAAUCACAUGAAAGUUCACACAGGAGUUAAGCCUUUUGCCUGUGAGCUCUGUGGAUACAGAUGUACCUAUAAGUCAAGUUUAAACACACACUUGAGAGUCCACACAGGAGAGAAGCCUUUUGCCUGUGAGCUCUGUGGAUACAGAUGUAGCCAUAAGUCAAGUUUAAACAGACACAUGAGAGUCCACACCGGAGAGAAGCCGUUUGCAUGUGAGCUCUGUGGAUACAGAUGUACCCUAAAGUCACAUUUAAAUGAUCACAUGAAAGUCCACACAGGAGAGAAGCCUUUUGCCUGUGAGCUUUGUGGACAAAGAUUUAGCCGAAAGACACAUUUAAAGAGACAUACGAGCAUCCACACGAGGCUCGAGGGAUAUAUUUAACAACAGUACUUCCAAAUGUACUAUUUAGUUUUUUUACAACCUUAAUGUUAGUCUUGUACCUUGUACCUCUGCUCAACUAUCAUUGAUCAAGUCCGUACUCGGCCCUUGAGCCACCUCUUCUUUUGAUUUUCUUUUUCAAAUCUCCUUUGUUUUUAAACUCGGACCUUAACCAAACAUUUGAGAUGUUCAUUCAUGAAAUCUGAAUACAAAACAAUAUUACUUAAAGAGGACCUUUCAUGGAUGUAAGCUCAAAGAGUCGGAGUACCCGGCCCGGAGGUUUACCGUGGUCCCACCCUGGAGCCAGGCCUGGGGUUGGGGCCUGUGAGGGAGCGCCUGGUGGCCGGGCUUUCGCCCAUGGGUCCCGGCCGGGCCCAGCCCGAACCGGAUACAUAGGCUCAUCCAACUGUGGACCCACCACCCGCAGGAGGAACAUGAAGGGUCCGGUGCAGUGUUGAUCGGGUGGCAGACCGAGGCGGGAGCCUUGGCGGUCCAAUCCCCGGACAGGGAAACUGGUUUUUGGGACAUGGAACAUCACCUCUCUGGCAGGAAAGGAGCAGGAGCUUGUGGCAGAGGUUGAGCGGUACUGGCUAGAUAUAGUCGGACUCACCUCGACACAUAGCAUUGGCUCUGGAACCCAAGUCCUUGAGAGGGGAUGGACACUCUCCUUUGCUGGAGUUGCUCCGGGUGAGAGGCGGAGGGCUGGGGUUGGCUUUUUGUUAGCCCCGAGACUCUCUGCCUGUGUGUUGGGGUUUACCCCGGGGGACGAGAGGGUAGCUUCCCUGCGCCUU